Molecule: messenger RNA, 1810 nt
Organism: Acanthochromis polyacanthus (spiny chromis)
Lineage: Eukaryota; Metazoa; Chordata; Actinopteri; Pomacentridae
Gene: tmbim4
Product: transmembrane BAX inhibitor motif containing 4
Exons: 7
Coding region: 136-846 (236 amino acids)
Biological process (GO): negative regulation of apoptotic process
Cellular component (GO): membrane
Source: RefSeq, a predicted model, not a curated record
CCUUACUACAACACUGUCGCCGACGUACACGUCAAACCUGAGCGUCUUCGUGAUGUCCAGUUCUUCCGCCUUUUAAUGAAUCCACAGUAACAAACUAGCUUUCGCUGUCUAGAGAGAAAACGUUACCGUAACAGGAUGAGCAGUGAAAAAUACCCCAAGUCUUCUAUUGAAGACGACUUUAACUACGGGACUAAUGUUGCUACGGCCAGUGUCCAGAUCCGGAUGGACUUCCUCAGGAAGGUGUACACCCUCCUGAGCUUGCAGAUCAUCUUAACCACAGCCACCUCGGCUCUCUUCAUGUUUUCUCAAAGCAUCAAAGAUUUUGUCCAUGGCAGUCCUGCUGUGGUUUUGGUUUCUGCUCUGCUCUCUCUGGUUCUUCUGCUGGCCCUGGCAGUUUACAGGCACCAACAUCCAGUCAACCUCUACCUGCUGCUUGUUUUUACUUUACUGGAGGCAGUUUCUGUGGGAACAGCGGUGACCUUCUAUGAAUACUCUACAGUACUUCAAGCAUUGUUCCUGACCUGUGCUGUGUUUACUGGACUAACAAUCUACACGUUCCAGUCCAAGAGAGACUUCAGCAAAAUGGGUGCAGGGCUCUUCGCCUGCCUUUGGAUCCUCAUCAUUGCAAGCUUUAUGAGGUUCUUUUUCAACAGUGACAGUACAGAGUUGGUCCUGGCUGGAGCUGGGGCUCUGGUCUUCUGUGGCUUCAUUAUUUAUGAUACCAACCUGCUGAUGAAGCAGCUCUCACCUGAGGAGCACAUCUUGGCUUCCAUCAACCUCUACCUUGACAUCGUCAACCUCUUCCUGCACAUCCUGCGUGUCCUGGACUCCAUGAAGAAGCACUAAAAGCUUCAGUCACACUGAAAACUGUUGUACUUCGCUCUAACACACUGUUGUGUAUCCUUAAAGCUUCACUGGAAAUCCGUGGUAUGCCUGUGCCGUGAUUGCAAUCUGUUCAUGUGAGUGUUGGUUUCUCAAAGUUCAUCAAAAAAUUGACUUUAGACAAGAUCUGGGGAAUUUAAAGAGCUGUGUAUAGUUGCUGUACUUACUCCAGGUAGCUGCUUUUUCUUCUUCAGCCACAACAUUGAAACCACUUACAGAAGUGCAUAAAGCUGAUGUGUUCUGAUGCUACAGUGUAAAUGUUGGGUCCUGGCUCAUGUGGUUACCAUGGCAUGUACCAUCCACCUGAACACUCAGACCAAGACUUUUUAUCCGAUGCUCAGGGCAAUGGCAAACAACAAAGAACCCAAAGCUUGGAUCUGGCCUCCAGACUUUCCAAAUUCCAGUCUGAUCGAGCAUCCAUGGGAUGCACAGCAACAAAGCUGAUUGACAGAAGCUCCACCCUGCAACCCACAGGAGACAAAGAUUCACUGGCAGUGUCUCUGUGUAAGACUCUGUGUAUGAGAGCCCAGAGGUCCUGUGUCCAUGCCCUGAUGGAUCCAAGCUGUUCCAGUAGCAACACAGCGUUCUAUCAUUACACACUGGUGGUUUGAAUGUUGUGGCCACGAGCACCUUCAGCUGCUGCUCAGAUUUUUGUUGGGGCCAAUUCAUGUUUUCUGUGUUCAUGUGUCCUGAAGGUGCCGUAUGAUGUUCCUGCCUACGUCCAUGUUUGACCACGUGCAUACUGUGCAUGUGCAAAGAAAACCCGAUGGAUACUGGUUUUUAUUCAAGCAUCUGGACAAGAUUUGCUGUUUUCCAAACCUUUCUUAUUUAAUCAUUAUCCGAGUUGUAGUUAAAGGGUUUCUUGCCAGAUUUUGAUGCUUUAAUUUGUUUCCAUCAGUGGCAUGUAAAUAAACUGGGAUGAUUGAAA